Messenger RNA from Chaetomium fimeti, 1781 nucleotides. RefSeq lists its product as uncharacterized. Bases 1 to 1644 code for a protein of 547 amino acids. The record is from RefSeq and is a predicted model, not a curated record. The transcript is spliced from 3 exons. NCBI's taxonomy places the organism in Eukaryota, Fungi, Ascomycota, Sordariomycetes, Sordariales, Chaetomiaceae.
AUGUACCACGGUAUUAUGGAUUCUAAUCGAGGCGCGCGGCGCGGUCGUCGUGGUGGUGGCCGCGGUGGCCGUAACGGCAAUCGUGGUGGUUCCCACAAUAUCUACCAUGGCGACGACAUCCGCAAUCCCGCCAACUUUGCGAAUCGCUCCAAGUUUCCGACCUCUAAUGGACCUCGGCGUUCCAAGGCUGCGCUUAUGGGCGGCUGCGUCUUGCCGAAGCACAUUUUCGGUUACUUCAAUCCUUCCGCCGACUACGACCGCACCCUGAUGAGCACCAUCAAUAGCGGCGAAAAAAAGCCGGAUGGCGUUGCCUUCGCAAUCGUUCAUGUCCAGAGCCAGCCGCGCUGGAUGGACGAGAACAUCAUCUUCGUCAAGUCGCGUCUCCAUCUCCUGCCCGAGUAUGCCGAGAAGAAGUCUCUCCUUCUUGAGAACCACAAGGAACCGUGUCAAGAGGAGUUGAUGGAGCGCAUCACCGCCGAGCUGACUCAGUCCAUCAAGUUUGACCGCUAUGGCAUCGAGGACGGCCCGGACAUGGAGGUCUUCGACAUGGAUGGCCAAAUCACCUCUCUCAUUCUCCCGGGCGACUGGAUGCCCGUCAACCACGAGGCUCCCAAGUUCGCGUGCGUCGGCACUCCCAGUGUCAAGUAUGUCCCCGUCUCCAACGACCUCAUUGCCGUCUUUGCUGGCUACAAACGCGAUUCGAACGCCUCCGGCUUCAAGUUUGUCGCUUGGUUCAUCGUCGAGCAGAUCGAGCUUUUCGCUGCCAACUCGGUCGACUUGGCCCGCAAGAUGCAUGAUAAGAAGUGGGACGGCGACAUUACCCAUGAGUGGGCUGCUGUUAAGUUGAUCCGAGUCGAAAAGGGCGAGCCGGAGUGGCGCCCGUCCCCCGACAUCAGGCGUCGUGUUAUCACGCUGCAAGGUCCGGAGGAGGAUCGGAAUAACACGCCUGAGGCGCCGCAGAAAAAUGCCGAGGAUGUUACAGAGAAUUCCGCUGCCAACGGCGACAGGAUUACAAGCCCCCAAGAUGAAGACACUUGCUCUGUUCGCGGCGAGGACGCGGUGGAGAGCGCCCAGACGGGCGACUCCCUGGACAAGGUCCAGGAGCAUGAAUCUGAAAUCCGCAAAGACGGUAGCAAUGGCGCCGUGGACGAGACCGUUGCUGACGUCGAUGAGGACACGGGCCGUUGUGCUGAUGAUGUCCGCGACGUGGUUGAAAGCGAAGCAAGGAUGGAGAGUGAGGUCAAGACGGAGGUGGUGGAUGUUGAAGACCACGAAGGGAAUGUCAAGGAGGGCAGUUUCGAGCCCCCCGAGGAUGGUGACGAGGGCACUGACAAGGAAACCAUCUCUAACAAGGAAGCCAUCCCCGAAACGGACAUUACCAAAGACACGGGCCAUCAUGAUGAGGGUAUUAUUUCCUUUCAGGACAAGAAUGAGGAGGGCGUUGUAGAAGAGGGCGUCAAGCGGGGAGAGGAGGUGAAGGUGGAGGAGGAAGAGACUGGGGGCUGGCUCUCUCCUUGGUUUGUGGAGGAACUGAUGAAAAGCAUUAUGAGUGUGGAAGAGACCAAUGAAACGGCCCUGAAGACCAAUGAUGGCGGGGAGGCCAAGGAGAAGGAGAAGGAGAAGGAGAAGGAGAAGGAGGUCUGAGGAUCGAGGAAGGCGCACCCAAGGCAUUUAUUUGCCUUGCCGUCCUCACUGUGGUCUCGGCAAUCAAGUUUGAUGCCAUCUUUCGGUUGCUAAAGAAUUCACUUGCACUUACAAACCACACCCGCAAUUGACCACAA